This is a messenger RNA of Cylindrotheca closterium, 438 nucleotides long. Lineage: Eukaryota; Bacillariophyta; Bacillariophyceae; Bacillariales; Bacillariaceae. The record is from the annotation of a GenBank genome assembly.
AUGAACUCGCAGAGUUCUCGAAGUCACUCGAUUUUCAUGAUGCAGCUAAGAGGGUUGAACGAAGAUACAGGGGCGAGUGUUUGCGGUGCUUUGAAUUUAUGCGAUUUAGCUGGAAGCGAAAGACUAGAUCGUAGCGAAGCCAACUCCGAUGCUGCACGGCUCAAAGAGACGCAAUCAAUCAACAAGAGUCUCAGCUGCCUCGGAGUAGUCUUCAAUUCACUGGCCAUGGGAGCAUCUCACAUUCCUUACAGGAAUUCGAAACUGACUUAUUUGCUUCAGGAUUGCCUAAGUGGUGAUGGCAAAGCACUCAUGUUUGUCAAUUUGAGUCCAACGACAGAAAGCAGUGGAGAAAGUUUGUGUUCCUUGCGAUUUGCGCAACGUGUAAAUCAAGUUGAGUUAGGCAAAGCGACAAAGAACAUAGCUUAUACGAAGACUUGA